This is a messenger RNA of Humulus lupulus (European hop), 3381 nucleotides long. Its product is annotated as U11/U12 small nuclear ribonucleoprotein 48 kDa protein. Lineage: Eukaryota; Viridiplantae; Streptophyta; Magnoliopsida; Rosales; Cannabaceae. The record is from RefSeq and is a predicted model, not a curated record. The transcript is spliced from 6 exons. The coding region runs from base 209 to 2551 and encodes 780 amino acids.
AGACGUUCCGUUGCUCUGUCUGAGUCAAUCCGCCAUUGGUGUCGAAUCGAAGAAGCCGAAGCUACCGUCUUCACUCUCACUUCUUUUAGCGUUCGCUCAUCAAACUUCGUACGCUACACUACUACAGGUUCGCCAUAUCUUUUUCUUACUCCACACUGCAGUUCAAUCAAUUUUGCCCCAUCUUCAAAUUCUUCAACUUUAAUCUCUCAUGACCCAACCUCCUCCUCCUCCUCCGUUUUCUCACCCACCCUUCACUUCUCUCCCCUCUAACCCUAACCCUAUCUCUCAAUUCCAACCCCCACAUCCCCAGAACCCUGCUCCUCAACCUCCGGACCUCUCCGCCACUCUCUCAACUCUCAAUUCUCUCAUUCAACAAUCUGAGCAGACUCUUCUAUCCCUUUCCACUCUUCUUCCACUCCAACACCCAAACCAGGCCAACCUCAAUCGCUUUGCCUCUUGCUCUUUUAACCCCCAUCACCUCUUGCCACCCAACUCCCUCUUUGCCCAUUUUCUCAGCUGCCCCUCCUCUCCUUCCCCUAUUCAACCUGGCCUUCUUCCACCUCUAAAUUACACCCAAACUCUGAAAUCCUCUGCUUCUUCGCAGCCUGAAAAUGGUUUUCUUCAGUCAGUUCAAGGCUCCGAAUCCGACCUCUGCUUCUCCUUGGAUGAUUUCUUUGCGGAGUUUGGGUGCAAUUCAUUCUACCACGAUUGCCCUGGGGUGGUUAGUUUGUCUGCUAUAAAUGGUGUCAGUAGAACUUUUACUCUUCCUUCUGUUUUGUCCGUUCAAUGCGAAAAUUUUGUGAGCAAAGGGGAUAUAGAGACGAAGACUUUUGGGAGAGACUGUAGAAAGAUUCUUCCUUCCGAGUUUUGGGCUACUAGAGCUGAGGUUGAAACUUGGAAUGAGUAUCCCACAGUAUACUCGUACAGAGUUCUUUGUGCUAUUUUGGGGUUGGAUUUAGCUCGAGUUAAUGGCUUGGCAAGAUGGGUCAUUGCUAAUUCUCCAAGAUAUGGAAUUGUGAUUGAUACGGCUAUGAGGGAUCACAUAUUUUUGCUCUGCAGGCUUUGUUUGAAGGCAAUUCUCAAAGAAGCUUCAACUUUGGUGGACAAUGGUGAUACAGAGAUGAUUCCAGGGAAUACGAACUUUAAUUGUCCAGUACUAGUUCAAGUUCUGAUGUGGCUGGCGUCUCAGUUUUCCAUUCUCUACGGUCAAAUAAAUGGGAAGCUUUUUGCCAUAAAUACUGUCAAGCAAUGCAUAUUAGAAGCUGCGUCGAGGGUAUUAAUUUUCUCAUUAGAGCAUAAGGUGACAGAGUCUCCCACUGAAGAGUUUCAUCAUAGUUUGGAUAUGAAUUCUAAUGACAGUACUGGAGGUGUCAAAGUGGAAGAAGCACAACAGCUUCAGAAAAGUACUGAAGAAGAACAAAAUAGCAUAGUAGAUGAAAGUGUUACGGGUGGGGUGAUUUUUGUUUCUCAGGUAGUAGCAGCUGUUGCAGCAUUGCAUGAAAGGUCCUUGUUUGAAGAUAAAGUUAAGGCACUACGGUGUUACCCACCACUAAAUAACUAUCAACGGAUGGCAGAGCAUGCUUAUGUGUCUCAAAGAGCUGAUGAAGAACGGAAAAAACGUCCUCUGUAUAGACCCAUAAUUGAGCAUGAUGGCCUUCCUCGGGUGAAAUUAUCUAAUGAGGAUGCAAGCAAGAGCAGGACUAGAGAGGAAUUAUUGGCAGAAGAAAGGGAUUACAAAAGGCGAAGAAUGUCAUACCGUGGGAAGAAGGUGAAGCGAUCACACUUGGAGGUUAUGAGAGAUAUUAUAGAAGACUACAUGGAUGAAAUCAAACAAGCUGGAGGCAUUGGGUGCUUUGAGAAGGAAUCUGGAGGAGAGGAUACAUUUCCAUUUAAACCACCUUAUGUGUCUGACACGACCACAUAUGGUGACAUGCCUAAAAAAAGCUUCUAUGACUCGUCAACAGGUGGAGAUAGCCCAAAUUACUACCAACAACAAUUGCACUCUGAUUAUAGGACUCAAGCUACAACUUCUAAGGGUCCUUUGGUAAAACAAUAUCAGCAACCAAGAAGAGGCCAUCAUGAUAACCAUGAACUCUCAGAGGAUCAUGUAAGUGUCAAUAGGUAUAAACACGAUAGAGAGUACUGUUCCAGAAGUCCAAGACAUGUCCGGUCAAGUGAGUGCCCUCGUAGACCAAGGGAACAAGAUGAAAUGGAUGGAAUCAAGCAUCAUGAGAAUCAAAAUCUAAAGAUCCGCGGCACAGGGAAAGAUAUGAGAAUCACAGUUCAGAGCCUCUGUCACGUUUCGAGGACAGAUAUGACCCUUCAGAGUCUCAUGACACACAUGAAGAUGGUAACUCUUCCAUCAGCAAAUACUAUGGAUCAGAUAAAUUUCAUGAUGAGGAGAAUUGAACCAGGGACCACAAACUACAAUGGGACAGUUCCUACUUUGCCAUUCGGGUACGAAGUCAUCAUGCUUCAACAAUUUUGUUUACAUCCGUAUCCUCCUUUUGUAUCCUUGAUACUUUUUUGUUUGCUCUCAAAGUUGAUUUAAGCUUUCCAUCAAGCAACUUUUCUUUUUCUUUUUGCUUUGAAGUUAUAGAUAGCAAUAGUAGUUCCAUCAUUUUAUAGCAUUUUCCCUCGGUCACCAAUAACCAACAUAAUACUGGUCAUGAUCAUAUUUUACUAACACCAAUUCUAAGGGUACAGUUUGCUGCAUUGUUUUAGACUCAGUCAGCAUCAUCAUUUACAGUGUUAUGAUUCGUAUGAUUAGCUCACUACUGUUUUUCUCAGGAAAGUUAACUUGUCUAGUGUCAACCCUCAUUGGAUGGACUCAAUUUCACGAGCACAUACUACAUUUUGAAGUGCUUAUUAUAUAUGGGGGCCGAUUUUGUCUCGCUCUUAAAAUACCGGUCUAUAUACCAUUUGUAUCUUUUAGGUAUUGAAUGUACUUUACGAGAGAUCUAAUGGAUGGAGUCGUGUAAAAAUUUAAAACAAAAUAAACAUACUAGGAGUAGUUAUAAGUUGAGAAUAUAUCUUAGUUACUACCCAUCUCAUCCUAUAACUACCCUUAUCAUGUUUUAUUUAAAAUAUCGAUACAACCUCAUCGAUUAGAUCUCUCAUAAGGUAAAUCUAACGGCUAGAAGAUACAAACAGUACAAAAUCUUUUCUUUAAAGAGUGGGACAAAUUCUACCCCAUAUGUAUAUUUAUGUUAAUGAGAAUAAACUCACAUUUUGAAUGACAUUGGGUUUGGUUUAUGUUUAGUAGAGUUCUCAUUCUUAGUUUUUUUUAACUCAAGGAAACUUUGUGGAUAUUUUACUACUGUAACAGUAAUUGGUUAUUUUGCCAGGCACCUUGUUAUAAUAUUAUUGAAUUUUACUGUA